CUCGAUGACCAAAAUCCACUAGAGGUAUGUAGGAGUAUUCUUAUUUGCGUCCCUCGCUUUGAACGACUUCACGAGUCACGGACGUCUUUACUAGUGGUUUUGCCACUGUAUAAUUUCUUCUGCCUCAGCCAGUACGGACCCCAAAAAACUUUGUUCAUAUUGACUGGGAUACACAAAUAUGUCGAACGGAGGAGUUGACAUCCUGACCAAGACGCCUAAACGCUAUGUUCCUCUUCACGAGAGAGAUGCAGGUGCUGCAUGCCUGAAGUGUGGACCAGAAGGAUGUGAGGGAGGACUUGAUCUGCAUUUCUGGAGAAAGAUCUGCAAGACGUGUAAAUGCAAACCACAAGACCAUGACAUCAAGAGUUCAGAAGAAGAAGCACACAGGAUGGUGGUGGGGAGUUUGUUCAACAGAGAUUCAACUAUCAGCCAUGUCAGGGAUUACUUUGACAAACUAGACAGAGCAGAUAAACAAGUCAAGACAGAAUAUGUCAAGAAGUUCUCCUGGGUUCCACCAGGACUCAACCAGGCUACGUUGGUCAAGUACAUGGAUUCACUUCCUCCUGAAAGACGACCAAUGGUUGGUAGUGAGGGUGCCAAGUACCGUCGUCAACAGAUGGUCUAUCAGCUCCCGAUCCAUGACCAUGACGAGAACUACUGUGACAAUCUGACAGAUGCAGAGAGAGAGAAAAUGAGAGAGUUUUGUAAGAUGCGUAAUGACAAAUCUCUGGGUGUUGGUGAUAUCAGAGAGAAAACUGUGGGAACACCAAAAUGGGAAUGUCAUCGUUGUGGUAAAGGCAUGGCAAAUGGUGAGAUUGCAGUGUUUGCUUCCCGUGCAGGGGAAGAGAAGUGCUGGCAUCCUGGUUGCUUCGUUUGUUGCAUGUGCAAUAACCUUUUGGUAGACUUGAUCUACUUCUACAAGGAAGGCAAUAUCUACUGCGGCAGGCAUUAUGCUGAGCAGUUCAAGCCAAGAUGUGCUGCUUGUGAUGAGUUGAUCUUCUCUGAACAGUACACACAAGCUGAGGACCGCAACUGGCAUCAACGCCAUUUCUGCUGCCUGGAGUGUGACAAGGAUUUAGGUGGCAUGUUGUAUGUCGCUAAGAAUGGCCAACCCCACUGCUUGGAAUGCUAUGACAAAUUCUAUGCCAAAUCAUGCAACACAUGCAGAAAGAAAAUUGCUGCUGAUGGGCAGAGAAUUGAGCACGAUGGUGUAUUCUGGCAUGCUGAUGAAGCAUGCUUCAACUGCGCUUACUGCAGGCGCAACUUACUGGGUCAACAGUUCCUGAAGGCCAGAGAUAAUGUGUUUUGCUCCGUAGAUUGUGCUAAAUCACACAUGAAUCUCCCUUAGUUGCUACUAGUUUGGACCUUUCUCUAAUUUGCUUCUUUGAUGGGGUCACCUUAAAACCGGGUUAAUACCUGAGGAUACACUUAAGAUCAUGGUUUUAGAUGCAAGCAAGCUAGGGAGAGGUGUAUUAUCUUAGACAUGGCAAGUUAAGAAGCUAGGAAUUUAUUCAAUUGAUUGACUAAGCUCUUCUCUUUUUAUCAAAUCAAACACGUUAGUUUUUUUAGACUGAUUACAGAGUUAUAGUUUCAUGUUGUACUGUUUUGUAUUUUAUGCAUACAUAAGAGUUUAAUAAUAGAAUAUACUUUUGACCAGGAAAACAAUUUUUAAGAAUAGUUAUCUUUAUUAUAGUACUGUUCAAUCAACACUUCUCUGUGACUGUAUUUCGUUUUAAAUUAAGUUUAGUUUUACGGCAGAAAUGAGAAAACUUGUGUUUUCUUUAUAAUUGAAAUCAGUUGUGAACUCUUGAUUACCAUUAUAUUUUCCUAACUUCUUUUUAACAAUGAUCUAUAAAAUGUGAAUAGCUUGUUACUUGUUUUACACCAUAGCAUGAAUUGACAGAAUCGGAAAACCUGGACAAAUCAUAGAACAGUAAUACAGUAAUUUAUGUUACGAAUUAAAUUGUGUUAGCAAUAAACAAUAUUGGAACUAGA
This is a messenger RNA of Actinia tenebrosa (Australian red waratah sea anemone), 1995 nucleotides long. RefSeq names its product testin. Gene Ontology annotation, molecular function: zinc ion binding. Lineage: Eukaryota; Metazoa; Cnidaria; Anthozoa; Actiniaria; Actiniidae. The record is from RefSeq and is a predicted model, not a curated record.